UCUUCCUUUCGUCGUCCUACAUCCCCCCCCACGCCUCUCUCUCUCUCUCACUCACGUCCAAAACCAACUGCUGGGGUCUGGUAAUCAGACCCACCCCACACGCCCUCUCAAUUCCCAAGUACAAGCUUGCUGUGUACGGGCAGCUGGAGCACCAGCAACGCUUUACUCUAAACGAACGUGUGAACCACGGACGGGGGAAAAAAGACUAAAUCAAGCAUGUGUGCGUGAACAUUUUUGGAAGGUAAUUCCUGUAAGAAGUUGAAAUCGAACGGAUUAAAUAAACCAGAAGAGACCGAAGACUCAUCUGCCACUUACGGUGACAAUUCUCAAGUCAACUUGGUGUGCGGGCGGUGGAGCAAGCGGAGCCAUGAGACACACAGGCAGAGGGUACCUCCCCAUCGGAACACGGUCCUUUGGAAGGGCACCCACCACCACCAUCGUCGUCGUCACACUGCUCGUCUGUUUGCAAUUCCCUGCUCCCGGUGACACGUGGCGACAGACUCUACCCCGCCUGAAGCUCUCCUACCGAGAGCUGCUCCUGUCCAACAGCUCCGCGCUGUUCCUGGGCUCCCACGAGAGCUCCGACUUCCAGACGCUCCUCCUCGAUGAAGAGCGCGGGCGCUUGCUCGUCGGCGCCAAGAACGCCGUCUUCUUGCUCAAUCUUGACGACCUCAACCACCAGCCGAGGAAGUUGGUGUGGAAUCCCAACAGGGACCAGAUGAAGAGAUGCUUGCUGGCAGGAAAGAGUGAACAAACGGACUGUGCAAAUUUCAUCCGCGUGCUGCACUCGUACAACCAGAGCCACGUGUAUGUCUGUGGGACCGGGGCUUUCCACCCGACUUGUGCCUUCUUGGAAAUGGGCUUCAGGGUAAAGGAGCCUUUAUUUAUGCUGAACUGGCACAGUGUUGAGUCUGGCCGAGGAAAAUGUCCCUAUGAUCCUGCACAAGCGACCACGUCCGUCAUGGCUGGCACAGAGUUGUACGCAGCAACAGUGUCGGACUUCAUGGGUAAAGACUGGGGAUUAUUUGGAAACAAAAAUCACCACAAUGAGAUACCGCUAAUCCGAACAGAACAGUCUGAUCCACACUGGCUUAAUGAACCCAAUUUUGUGGGUUCCUUUGUAAUCCCAGAAAGCCAGAACCCCGAUGACGACAAGGUUUAUGUAUUCUUUUGGGAGUACGGCAUUGAGGCAGGAGCCUCAGACAAAGCCAUUUACUCUCGGGUCGCUCGCGUCUGCAAAAAUGACAUGGGUGGCCAAAGAAGCUUGGUUAACAAGUGGACAACGUUCCUGAAGGCGCGCCUCGUGUGCUCCAUCCCAGGACCCAAUGACAUUGACACGCACUUCGACGAGCUCAGAGAUGUGUUUUUGCUUCCCAACAAAGAUGACAGAAACCCAAUUAUCUACGCUGUGUUUACAACAUCAAGCUCGGUGUUCAGAGGCUCCGCCGUGUGCAUGUACAGCAUGUCCGACAUCCGUGCCGCGUUCCAUGGCCCCUUUGCACACAAGGAGGGCCCAGACCACCAGUGGGUGGACUUCAAAAACCGAAUUCCAUAUCCACGACCUGGCACAUGCCCAAGCAGGACAUACGACGCGGCUUACGCGUCCACACGGGAGCUGCCGGACGACGUGCUGGAGUUCGUGCGGAAGCACCAGCUGGUGUGGGAGGCCGUGGCGCCGCUCGGAGGGCGGCCGCUGCUCGUGCGCGCCGGCACGGGGGACACGCUGACCCGCAUCGCCGUGGACCGCGUGGAGGCCACCGACGGCCAGUACGACGUGCUCUUCCUGGGGACGGAUUCCGGCUUGGUGCUCAAAGCAAUAACCAUCAACAAGGAAAACCGGUUCACAGAGGAGGUGGUUCUGGAGGAAAUUCGAGUAUUUAAGGAACCAUCGCCAAUCAUCAGCAUGAAAAUAUCUAUAAAAAGGCACCAACUGUACGUGGGCUCUCGCACUGGGCUGGCUCAGCUCUCCCUGCAUCGCUGCGAGGUGUACGGGAAGGCGUGCGCCGAGUGCUGCCUGGCACGCGACCCCUACUGUGCUUGGGACGGUGCCACCUGCUCCCGCUACCUGCCCCUGCCCAAGAGCAACAGGCGGUCCAGACGACAGGAUGUCCGCCACGGGGAUCCGAACGAGCAGUGCCGGGACCUCAAAGAUAGGUCAAACGUGGUCCACACCGAAGAGAAGAUCAUAUUUGGAAUGGAACACAACUCCACCUUCCUGGAGUGCUCGCCAAAGUCACACCAGGCCUCCGUGGUCUGGUUUAUACAACACAGCCAGGGCGAGCAGCAGGAGGAGAUCAAGACGGACAGCCGGAUCGUGAAGCUGGAGCGCGGGCUGCUCAUCCGCCGCCUGCACCGCAAGGACGCGGGGCUGUACCUGUGCGUGGCGCGCGAGAACACCUUCACACAGACCGUGGCGCGGCUCAGCCUGCGCGUCAUCAAUGCGGAGCGUGCCGACGGGGCCCUGACACGGAGCGACGACGUCGACGACGCUGGCGACCUGCCGGCUUCCGUCACCGACCUCAGGCAGCACUACAAAGAGUUCGCACAGCUGCGCCACGGCCUGCCGCCACUGGAGGAAUACUGCGAGAGGCUCUGGCAGAGGGAGCAGCGACCGCCGGGGAGGCCGCACCGUCCCACCCACAAGUGGAAGCACACCCUGGAGCUGCGCAAAAGCCGCAACCGGCGCCACCCCGACGCCCCGCUCGCCUCCCUCCAGCCAGGCCUCGUGGCGCGGCCGCACACGCAGCGUCCAGCCAGCUAAAGCAGUGGCGCGGCAUUCACCACCACCACCACCACGUUGGGAAUGGCACAGUAAUCCGGCAAGCUCAGCGCAGAUGCCCCACGGAUCCUACCGUGCUGACCAGGGUUAGCCCCUAAUCCAGCUUGCUUAUCGUGGCUGGACCUUAAAUCAUCACAAUUGCCAGGUGCAAACCCAGCAUGCUGAAUAGGGAGUUGCCCUGUCUACUACCGUAGGUAAUGGAAGUUUAAGAAUUAAGGGGGCACGGGGGUGUGUUUUAAAGGUAUGUUUUUUUUUUCUUUACGGUUAGAAAAACAUCCUGUAGAGAAGGGGCCAGGGGAAUGCCACGGUAGGAACGGUGGGGGCACAAGGUCACGUGUUCACAUCUUUUCUGAACAAUGGUACAAAGCUCACAAAUGCACACGGACCAAGCUUGCAUUAUAUUGAUAUGAUUUGAAUGUGUAUAUAUAAACAGUGUAAAUAAAAAAAUUCCAGAUCCCACAGAAAACAUGACACUGUUCAAGCACAAUGAACUGUUGUUAAAUGCCAAUUAUUAUGUUGAUAGAAUAAAUUAUCACCACCAGGGCUAGCUAUGGAUUCGUGAAGCUAUUUUAUAUUUGUUAUGUUUAGUUUUAUAAAUAUAUUUAAUGUGUAUAGCAAUUUUAAACAAGCAACCGUAAUAUGUAACCGUAGCUCUGAAUGAAGCCUGCUGCCAAAGAGUUUCUAUUCCCAAAGAAAAUCAACAAGAGUUGCCUGCAUGUGUAAAAUUCUACGCAACACUGGAUAUUUCCAUGGAUUUUAACGUUAGUAACGUACAGCGUGUUGAUAUUCUGUUUACUCGCAACACCAGUGUUUCACCAUGCAUUCUGGAUUUUGAGCGGACGCAGACAAUCAUUUCGGAAUACAUUUUUGUCACCAAUUAUUGAGAGAUGUGGCCAGGUGGUCUAUGUGGCCACCUCCUACACCAGUGGAGAAUGAAAAGAAGAUCCAUUAAUUUAAUUUUUUUACCUACGUGACUUUACCGAAAAAACCUAAGAAUAUGAAUACUUGCAGUCACGAAAGCUUCAAAUCUAGAAGAAGAUCCAGGUUUGCGAUUUGCAUAAGCCAAAGCCGAACCUUGGACCACAUUGUCCGAGGCACUGCCCACUUCCACCAGUCACAUCAGCAUCACAGACAUCCACAACCCACAACAUCACUCUUGCAGCCACUACAUGGCUCAACUGCCUAGACAUUAACAUAAAACCAAUUACUGGUCACCACUCUCCACCAUGCGCAGGAGGACGACGACCUGUAUUAAAAGAAAACAACAAGUAGUAUGAAGAUUAAUUGUUCUACAUAAAAGAAAAAUACGAUUCUACUACUUGGAGAAAAUAUACAUUUCACCAACUCGGACAGACAUUUUGAAAACUCGUUUCAAUCAUUUUUGAGCAGGUGUAUUAAAAUGGAGGUGCCUCAUUAUAUACAUAGUACACUGUAUUGUGUCAACCUAACUUUUAGACUUGAAAUGUUAAGACUGCAUACAAAUGUAUCGGUUUAAUCUGUGUAUUUGUAGUUAGCCGAUUACUGAAAUCAAAGGUGUUCAUAUUUUUUCCAUGUUAUAUUAAAAUGCAAAAAAGCAUUUGAAUUCAGUACUUCAAAAAGCUGCAGCAUAAAAUGUAAUAUUUCAGCAGCUUUCUAUGUUAUACCCCGAGCAAAACGUUUAGAUCAAAAAUUGUCACAGCAAGUUCUACCAGAUUUCAAACAAAUUAUAAUAUGAAAGAGAUCAACGCUGUUUAAAUUAGGCUAUAAUAUAAUCAUUUAUGUUACAAAUUCGCCUUGAAAAACCCUUGUGAACAAGGGUUGCAUCUCAUUGAAUGCAGCAUGCCUGCAAUGUUUGAUCUUUAUAUCGUUCAGUGUCAUUGAAGCUUGUAACGUGUAAAUUGCAUAUCUUUUAAGGGCCUGAAUGCUGUUCUCUUCUUUUUUAACUAUACAACAAAAUAUAGAACUUUUAUGCAUAAAGUAAGUUAUACUAAAAUGUGGGCAUGUCAUUCGUAGAUUUGAGGCAAACGAAGUACUGAUGAGUUUCAUUGCAUUAAUAAAUUAUUUUUUACAAACAAACAAUUGUCUGGUAUAAUUUGUACUGCCACAUAUCCAUGUGUAUAACAAAAAUGUAUGUGUUCGUGCACUUUCUGUAUGGCUGUAGCAAU
This is a messenger RNA of Lethenteron reissneri (Far Eastern brook lamprey), 4923 nucleotides long. RefSeq names its product semaphorin-3D-like. Lineage: Eukaryota; Metazoa; Chordata; Hyperoartia; Petromyzontiformes; Petromyzontidae. Gene Ontology annotation, molecular function: chemorepellent activity; semaphorin receptor binding. Gene Ontology annotation, cellular component: plasma membrane. The record is from RefSeq and is a predicted model, not a curated record. Gene Ontology annotation, biological process: negative chemotaxis; semaphorin-plexin signaling pathway; neural crest cell migration.